Neopsephotus bourkii (Bourke's parrot) is the source of this 696-nucleotide messenger RNA. It is a transcript of the gene SCYL1, whose product is annotated as SCY1 like pseudokinase 1. The record is from RefSeq and is a predicted model, not a curated record. NCBI's taxonomy places the organism in Eukaryota, Metazoa, Chordata, Aves, Psittaciformes, Psittacidae. The transcript is spliced from 4 exons. The annotation marks the transcript as partial.
AUGGCGCCCGCCCCUGCGGCAGCGCUGAGGCCCCGCCCUCUCUCCGCCCCCGUGGGUCACACGCACCCUCCUUCUGUGGCCCCGCCUCUUCCCCACCUCCUCCAAUCGCCGCCUUCCGCCCCUGUCGGCACCGCCCAUGACCCCGCCCCUUCCCUGCGCCACGCCCCCUGGUCCGUCACCGGAUCCUCCCGCCCGGCGCCGCCGCCGCUUCCUCCGGGCCCGGCCUCGGCCUCGGCCUCUCCCGCCCCGGGCCCGCCGGGCCCCGCCGCCCCCCCCGCGAUGUGGCUCUUCUCCAGGGACCCGGUCCGGGACUUCCCCUUCGAGCUGGGCCAGCCCGAACCGGACCCGGACCCAGACCCGGACCCGGAUCCGGACCCGCUCUGGCGGCUGCUGCGGGGACGGCGGAAGGCGGACGGGGCCCCGGUCUCGGUCUUUGCCCACAGCCUGGCCCCGGGGGACGCGGCUGCCACGGCCCUGGCCCGGGCGGGCCUGAAGCGCCUGCGGAGCCUGAGGCACCCCAAUGUGCUGGGGUACCUGGACAGCCUGGAGACCGAGCACUGCCUGUACCUGGUCACUGAGGAGGUGACGCCGCUGCGGAGGCUCCUGCGGGAGCGGCCCCCGAGCGGGGACAUCGGGGAGCAGGAGGUGGCCUGGGGCCUGCACCAGCUCCUGGUGAGAGGGGACCCGGGGCUGUGG